UGCUUUAGCGGCUUUGACGCAUAACACCCGCAAGAAGAGAGGGCAGUUUUCAUUUCGAAGCUGCGGGAAACGAAAGCGGAGAUCCCUUUCCAUCUUUUUGGUUCAUGUAAAAAAGGGAAAACUAGAGCCGGACAAUCUCCGCAAGUUGCACCUGAGCUCUGCAACUUUGACUCUUUUUUUUUAAAUUUUGCAACUGAAGUUUUUCCUAAGCCAAAUUUCGGCGUCAAGAUCUCGGCUCCAUUCCAAUUCAUUGAAGGAUGACGUGGCUGAGAGGUGUGUCCCUGCUCCUCCUUGUCCAAGCCUCCAUGUCCAUGGUGAUGCUUCCAAACUCCACAGGAUGGGAGCGGAUGCUGGACAAGUAUCUGGAUGAGGACGGGGAGUGGUGGGAAGCCAAGCAGAGGGGGAAGAGGGCCAUCACCAGCACUGACGCUCAGCUCAUCCUGGACCUGCACAACAAGCUCCGUGGCCAGGUUUACCCCCCUGCCUCCAACAUGGAGUACAUGGUAUGGGACACAGAGCUGGAACGGACAGCUGAGGAGUGGGCAGAGACUUGCCUAUGGGAGCAUGGUCCUGCAGGCUUACUCUCACAGAUUGGGCAGAACCUGGGUGUGCACUGGGGAAGGUAUCGCCCCCCUACGUCCCAUGUGCAGGCCUGGUACGAUGAAGUGAAAGAUUACUCCUUCCCCUACCCUCAGGAGUGUAAUCCCUACUGCCCUUUCAAAUGCUCUGGGCCUGUUUGCACACAUUACACACAGUUGGUUUGGGCCACGAGCAGCCGAAUUGGCUGUGCCAUCAACCUCUGCUACAACAUGAAUGUGUGGGGACAAAUUUGGGCCAAAGCUGUUUAUCUCGUCUGCAACUAUUCACCGAAGGGAAAUUGGUGGGGACAUGCCCCCUACAAACAUGGAACCCCAUGCUCUUCAUGUCCUCCAAGCUAUGGUGGAGGUUGCAAGGACAAUCUUUGCUACAAAGUUGAAGAUGACAGAUCCAACCCUUCGCAGGAGGAAACAGAGGAAAGUAACUUUAUUGAGCCUGAGAGCCCUCGAGGCACAAAACCCUGGUCUUGGGCCUCCAAGCCUGCACCUCCCAGCCUUCCAGCCCCAGUCCUGGCCCCCACCGAGCCCCCCACAGAGGACCUGGACAAGAAUGAAGCGGUCAACAUACAGCAGAUGUCUCAGCCCGUCACCUGUGAUAUUAAGCUACGAGAUCAGUGCAAAGGAACAACAUGUAAUAGGUACGAGUGUCCAGCUGGAUGCCUGGCUGCAACAGGAAAAGUGGUUGGAACAGUGUACUUUGAAAUGCAAUCGAGUGUGUGCAGAGCUGGUCUACAUGCUGGUGUCAUAGAUAACGAUGGGGGCUGGUUGGAUGUGACAAGACAAGGCAGAAAAAACUACUUCAUCAAAUCCAACAAGAAUGGAGUCCAGUCUAUAGGAAAAUAUCAAAGUGCUAACUCCUUUACAGUUUCCAGAGUGUCAGUUAAAGCCAUUACAUGUGGAACCACAGCUGCACAAUUGUGUCCAUAUGAAAAGCCUUCAAGACAUUGUCCAAGGUUAUACUGCCCAAUGAACUGUUUAGAAGAGAACCCUCGCCUGUCCAGAGUCAUUGGUACCAGCAUAUACUCAGAUAAGUCCAGUAUAUGUCGGGCAGCUGUCCAUGCUGGAGUCAUCAGAAACGAUGUGGGUGGUUACAUAGAUGUGAUGCCAGUGGAUAAGCGGAAUCACUAUGUUUCCUCAUACCAAAAUGGCAUUUUCUCCGAGAGCCUUCAAAACCCUCCUGGAGGGAAGGCGUUCCGCGUCUUCGCUGUGAUCUGAGCAGCAAUGAAGAUGGUUUAACCAAAUAAUACAAGGCACUUGAAGCUUUUAAAGAGACUGAAAUCGAGCCACGUUGUCAAACUCAAUGACGGAAAUCGUCCAGGCUCUGCCAUCUUCAUGUGUUAGAGGUCGUUACCGUGACAACACAAACCCAGGAAGAAAACUUUGAAAAGAACCCAUCUCUUUCAAAAUUUUCUUUUUCUUUUACAGGAAAUUGUAAAUAUAGCUGAUAUUUUGCUGUACAUAUUUGUAAAUACUUUUCGCCUUUGCGUCCUUUACUUGCUAUCUUAUCAAAUACAUUAUCUUUGUAUGACUAUGGAGUUUUAAAAUGCUAAAUCAUGUGGGUACGGCACAUACAAGACAAAUCAAUUUUUUUAUUGUAUUACAUACUGCACAUUUUUAUUGGUGCUUUCAAGCAGUUCUCUACAUACUUUGUACUUUUUUAAUAGGGAAACCUGGUAUGUGUUAUUUUUGUGUAUUUAUGCUAUGUAUCAAUAUAAAUUGUAAUGGAUGCUGCUUAAUGUUUUAUGUAUUGCAUCUUCCCACCUGGUUGAAUUGGUUUGUAUUUUCCCAAAUACAAAAAAGUUAAGCUAAAAUUUCCUGCAGGUCAGGAGGUGCGCCCAAACCACAGAGUGGUCUUUCUCUGAUCAGAAUAUUUGUGUCUUCAUCGUGCAUUUCCUCUGACAGGACAACAGUUCUUGCAGGUUUUUUAAGCUAAAACAAAUAAAAAACAUUAACUGUA
Girardinichthys multiradiatus is the source of this 2553-nucleotide messenger RNA. It is a transcript of the gene crispld1a, whose product is annotated as cysteine-rich secretory protein LCCL domain containing 1a. The transcript is spliced from 15 exons. Gene Ontology annotation, cellular component: extracellular region. The record is from RefSeq and is a predicted model, not a curated record. Bases 258 to 1811 code for a protein of 517 amino acids. NCBI's taxonomy places the organism in Eukaryota, Metazoa, Chordata, Actinopteri, Cyprinodontiformes, Goodeidae.